Molecule: messenger RNA, 547 nt
Organism: Castor canadensis (American beaver)
Lineage: Eukaryota; Metazoa; Chordata; Mammalia; Rodentia; Castoridae
Product: hemoglobin subunit zeta
Biological process (GO): oxygen transport; hydrogen peroxide catabolic process
Cellular component (GO): hemoglobin complex; haptoglobin-hemoglobin complex; blood microparticle
Molecular function (GO): oxygen carrier activity; haptoglobin binding; oxygen binding
Source: RefSeq, a predicted model, not a curated record
AGCACAGCCAUCCACCAUUGCCGCCAUGUCUCUGAUCAAGAGUGAGAGGGCCAUUAUCACGUCCAUUUGGGACAAGAUCUCCUUGCAGGUUGAUGCCAUUGGCACUGAGACUCUGGAGAGGCUCUUCUACAGCUAUCCACAAACGAAGACCUACUUCCCCCACUUCGACCUGCACCAGGGGUCGCAGCAGCUGCGCGCACACGGCGCCAAGGUGUUGUCCGCCGUGGGCGAAGCGGUCAAGAACAUCGACAACAUCCCCAGCGCCCUGACCAAGCUGAGCGAGCUGCACGCCUACAUCCUGCGCGUGGAUCCGGUCAACUUCAAGCUCCUGUCCCACUGUCUGCUGGUCACCCUGGCCGCGCGCUUCCCCGCCGACUUCACGGCUGAGGUCCACGCCGCCUGGGACAAGUUCAUGUCGAUCUUGUCCUCCAUCUUGACUGAGAAGUACCGCUAAGCGCCGCCGCCGCGACCCUCACGACGGGCUGCGGCCCAUGCCCUCCCCGAACCCUCCGCAGAUCCUUCCCCGAAUCCCCAAUAAAUGGUUGAG